Messenger RNA from Danaus plexippus (monarch butterfly), 2394 nucleotides. RefSeq names its product trypsin epsilon-like. The record is from RefSeq and is a predicted model, not a curated record. The transcript has 10 exons. Gene Ontology annotation, biological process: proteolysis. Lineage: Eukaryota; Metazoa; Arthropoda; Insecta; Lepidoptera; Nymphalidae. The coding region runs from base 248 to 1237 and encodes 329 amino acids. Gene Ontology annotation, molecular function: serine-type endopeptidase activity.
AACCGUGAAGCGACUAUAUAUAAGUGUUGUUAUCAAUGCCUUUAUCCCGUUAGAAAAACUAUUCGAUAUAGUUUUUUCCACACAGUAUUAGAUAUUAUAACUUGCAACGAAUAAAAACGUUGACAUUUACAAAAUAUAACAAGAAUCCAGUGCGAAUGAAGCCUUAGCGUAAAAAAGAAGAGCUAUACGUUUUUUAUCAUUAUAUUCCUUCAUUCAAAGGUUAUCUGAUUUUUAUAAUUGGGUUACAAUGCUAAGGUUAGCUAUAUCGUGCAGCCUGGCGUUGACUGUGUUGUCACUGGAAACGCUUGAAAAGAAUUUUGAGAUAGUCCCGACUCCGUCUCUGUCAAAUAUAAAAUGUGACAAAAUCAUCGAAAACCUCUCCGGUUGCUACGAGUGCUACCUGUGUGAUGAACCCAAAGUGGACUUCAAAAAGAAACAGGGAUCUGUCAUUCACAAUUUGACAUUAGUUGACAUAGACUGUCAAUCGACACGGAUCUGUUGUUUUACACAGAAGGACUUGAUAUAUAGGGAGAGUGACAGCAGAUGUGGCAUCAGUUAUCCUGAGGGCUAUCCUAUCAAAGUGAGGAGUCGUCUCCGAGAAGUUCUGGAUGGACAGUAUCCAUGGAGAGCUUGGGUUUACAGCAAAUCCGAACCAUACCGGCCGAUAUGCGCUGCUACCUAUAUAAAUUACGAAGACGCAGCUCUGCUCGCACCAGCCUACUGCUUACACAACAAGGACCCGGAGACACUGUUAGUACGCUUCAACAAAUACGGGGACGACCAUUACGUUGGAAGCAUCUCUGUACACCCAGAGUAUAACAACGGAACCCAUGAGAAUGACAUAGCGUUGCUGAAUCUUCGUAUGAAGAGCUCCAUCACGUGGGCCGUGCCCGCUUGCUUACCAAAAGUCCACCUUCCUUUUGCUUCUACAUGUGUCGGUGUUUCUGAUGAUAAUAAUUUUAUAAACUUCAUUGUUCCAAAACAAUCUCUGUGCAACGAGACCGAUCCUAAAUUGCCCAACUCCCUGAUGUGUGCCGUCGCCCCAAAACGAGACUAUCAACAAGAAUAUGGCAGUGGACUUAUCUGUUUAAAUGAUAAUGUCAGGGAGCCUUCGUACACGGUGUACGGCAUCAUGCUGGAGAGAUCUGGAGAUUCAAUAUCGCUGUACACAAACAUAAGCCACUUUAACAGCUGGAUAGAGGAAAAAAUCACGAGUUCCUCGCACUGGUGGUCUUGAGAGUCAUAGAGUUUAUCAUUAUAUAUAUAUAAGUGCCUUGAUAAUAAAUGAUAUUUUUUAAAAAAAAUCCUUGAUUAUAUCAUAAUUUUCAUCCAGAACUUACUUUAUAUCUCAGUAUUUUUUUUUUGCAAAAGGCGGCAAGCGAGCAGACGGCCUACCUGAUAGGUAGUUACCGUCGCCCGUGGAUAUCUGCAACAUAGUUUUGUGGAUGUAUUACUACCUUUCAUUGGGGAAGAAGGAGAGGAAAGGGUGGGAAAGGGAAAUAGGAGGAAAGGGUUGGAAAAGGGAAGAGGCAAAUCUCUCACUCAUCGGACGAAAUGCAGCCAUUAAAGACUACUUCACGCGGAUCUUUUGUGAGAGGGUGGUACCUACCCGGUCGUGCCAGCCCAUGUUCCAGCUACAGUAACUUAACCCUGAGCAUUAUGCUGCUUGUGUGAUUCUUACACUUUUUUAAAAACUUCUUUGUUUGAUAUAUCUAUUACAUAUAAAUAACCCGAUUAAUUAUAUGGAAAUUGUUUUCUGAUAUUUAUUGACGAGUGCAUUUUUUCUUUUUGAGGAGGAAGCGUCCGUAGUUUUAUAUUUUCCCUGUGGAACGAAAGCUAGCUGUAGUCAGUCUUAAAACGAUACUUUCUUUACAAUAUAUAUCUUAUAAUUUUACUAUUAUUUUACACUUACUCUAUUCAACGCCAGUAUUAGUUGUUGCUUAUAAAGAAUGUAAACUCAUUUUUGCUUCUUGUACUUUUAUUCAGUGUUUUAGAAAUUCCUAAUUUGUUUGAAUUAAAUUGUUGGAUUGUUAAAUUCAGUUUUUACUGGAAUCUGCUUAUUUAAAUGAAAUUAAACAUGCUCUUAAACUAGUGACAUCUUGAAGAGAUCACAGGAUUGUAUUUACGUGAGAUACUUCUACGAUAUAAGUAACGAAAAUGUAGUUUUUGUUGUAUAUUGUUUGAGUUAUAAUUUUUAUAUACAUACUUUAAAAAAUAAUUUUACUUAAUCUUUGAGAACUUGAAAUUCGACAAUGAAUUUGAGAGCUCUUUACAAAUGACAAUGCUCAUCAAUAGUGACAGGAUGGUGAGAAAAGUUUUUAAUAGUUCAUGCUAUAUUUUAUAAAGAGGACAAAAUCAGACAAUUAUUAAUAUAAUCUAAUCUUUUUCAAAAUA